This is a messenger RNA of Heterotrigona itama, 1684 nucleotides long. NCBI's taxonomy places the organism in Eukaryota, Metazoa, Arthropoda, Insecta, Hymenoptera, Apidae. The record is from the annotation of a GenBank genome assembly.
CGCAAUGCGGGUACUGCUCUCGAAACUUCCGAGACCAUGGAUAGUUGACGAGAAAAAGGACGACGGUUACACGGCCCUUCAUCUGGCUGCUCUGAACAAUCACGUCGAAGUUGCUGAACAGCUGGCACGUGCUGGAAAAGCUGACCUGGAUCUGCAAAACGUUAAUUUGCAGACCGCGUUGCAUCUCGCUGUCGAACGACAACACACGCAGAUUGUUCGUCUGCUGGUACGCGAGGGCGCUAACUUGAAUGUGGCAGACAAGGACGGCGACACGCCUCUUCACGAAGCCUUGAGAUAUCACACUUUGUCGCAGCUGCGACAGCUGCAGGAUGUCCAGGACGUAGGACGUCUCCUGAUGGGCUUGGGCGCGCAAGGACAGGACAAGAAGAGUAGCUCAUUCAUUGCUUGCUUCCUCGCUGCCCACGGGGCUGAUCUCGAACUGAAGAACAAGAAGGGACAGACUCCGCUCGACCUCUGCCCGGAUCCGAAUCUCUGCAAAACACUAACCACUUGCCACAAAGACAGGGAAUCGCACGAUAUCGAACCGGCAGCUCCAUCGGCAACAAUCGACGAGUGUUUGGUCUGCUCCGAUGGAAAACGUGAAAUGCUUUUCAGCCCCUGCGGGCAUGUAGCUUGCUGUAACGCUUGUGCACCAAGAGUUAAAAAAUGUCUGAUCUGCAGAGAAAAUGUUCUCUCAAGAACGAAGAUCGAGGAAUGCGUGGUUUGCUCGGAUCGUAAAGCCAGCGUACUGUUUCGCCCGUGUGGACAUAUGUGCGCUUGUGAAAGUUGCGCAGCCCUGAUGAAGAAAUGUGUUCAAUGCAGAGCUCAAAUCCAGCAUAUGUUACCGUUGUCGAUCUGCUGUGGCAGAGGAGGUGAUGUCACUUACGUCAAGGGUUCCAAUGCUUCAGGCGCAACAAUAACAGAGCUGAAAAACGAUCAAGAGGAAGAACUAUCGCAGCAGAAUACUGGAAGUGGAGAAACUCUUUUAAUGAAUAACGGUAGCCGAGAUACAUCGCAUAGUGAUAUACAGAAACUUCAACAGCAACUUCAAGACAUCAAGGAACAGGUAAAUUAUCGAUUUUUUUAUUAUAUAAUCACAUUUUUUAUUACAACAAUUAACAGUAGGAAUGCCGACGAUUUAUAAAGAGUAUAAAAAACGUAUAUUAAAGAAACGAAAGUGCAAGGAAUAAGAAAAAGUUUAUAAUACAUUGCUGUUAUAAAAAAUUGGUUAAGAAUAUUGCUUUUAAAUGAAUACGAAUAAAUAAAUGAUAGAUUUCUUUUGUAUUACAGUUUCAAGUAGUACAGUAUAUGAAUGACAAGUACAAGACUUUUUUUUUUAAUUAAAACAACAUAUAAAUUAUCUUUAAUUAUUAUUAAGUAAGAACAAAAUAUAUCUAAAUAAUUUAAAACAAUAAUUUAAUAAUAAUAAUUUUUAAAUGCAAUCCAUUAAAGAAAUUAAUCACAUAUGAUUAAUUUUUUAAAUUGUGAGCAUUAAUUGUUAUACACUAAACUAAAAAUCUUAAUUAUUUAAUAUUAUAAAUAUAUAAAUUAAAAAUUUGAAUCGUUUAUGUUCAGCUCUGAUUUCGAUCUAUUAACUAAAAUUUAUAAAUCUUUAUGUUUGCAUUUCAUAAAUUAAAUGGAAUAUUAUAGGAAGGAAGCUUAUCUAAUUAGGAAAAUGCAAUUA